AUGACGGAGACGAGACUUCAUUUAGUGCGGCACAACGAAACUCUGUUGCAAUUAUCAACAAUCGAAUUUAUCAGUCACAAAGUGCUUCGUGUGAACUACACUACCUAUGACUUGCGGCGUGCUCAGGACUCCCUCAAUCCCCGCACACAUGCAGACAUCAUGGUUCUUGCUCGUGACCAGGAAGACUCCCAUCCAUACUGGUAUGCUCGAGUUAUUGGAGUGUUUCACGUCAAUACCCGCUACAUGAGACCAGGUGCACAUCCCUCUAUAAAGCGCGUUGACUUUUUGUGGGUCCGCUGGUUUGCCCGUGACAUCACUGCACCAACAGGUUGGGCUGCAAAACGACUGCCAUGGGUUGGGUUUUACGAUGGAGAUGAUGAAUCAGCAUUUGGGUUCCUUGAUCCUGACCUUGUAGUUCGUGGUGUUCAACUUAUCCCAGCCUUUCGAUAUCAAUGUACAACUGCUCUGUUGGGACUGUCCAUUGCUCGUCAAGCAGCUGACAAGGAUGAGGAUUGGGACUGGUACUGCAUCAACAUAGAUAUGUUCAUGUGCUUUUGCGGAGGAGGUGUCGGGCACAAAACCACACGGAGAGAGACAUCCUGCUUGCUUGACGAUCGGGAUGACCUGGAUAACAGUCCAUUUCAAUGGGAGAAAGAGCACCAUCUACCUGGGUUUGACAAGGCCUUCAAAGGAGACGAGGAUAUGGAUGAGCAUGAGGAUGGAGACGAGGUGGGUGACAGCGAGGAGGAAGCAGAUGAUAGCGAGGAGACAGACAGCAUGGAUGACAAGGACGGGGAUGAAGUUCCAGCUCCCUUUGAAGUGAUGGUAGACGACACUGUUGCUGACGAGAUGGACAAAUACGGUUACUCUGGCCUUGAUCAAGUCCUCGACAAGGAUGGUGCAGGUGAAGAAACCAACAAUGAUGUUGAUGACUUUGGUCCGGAAGAUGGGGAGGAUGUGAUGAAUGAGUUCGAGGAGGAUAGCUUUGCAACCUUAUAA
This is a messenger RNA of Suillus subalutaceus, 999 nucleotides long. RefSeq lists its product as uncharacterized. The transcript is spliced from 2 exons. Bases 1 to 999 code for a protein of 332 amino acids. NCBI's taxonomy places the organism in Eukaryota, Fungi, Basidiomycota, Agaricomycetes, Boletales, Suillaceae. The record is from RefSeq and is a predicted model, not a curated record.